AUGUUGCAUGUUUCUGUGCUGUGGAUCUACCUCCUGCUGCCUUCACUGCUCUGUGAGAACCUGCUUUGUUACUACAGUCCAGUCCUGGAGAAAGAAUUAGAGGGGACGUUGUUUGAGCCCAUUUUGACAGAGUGUCCUCCUGAGGAGGUGUGCUACAAGGCAGAAGGUCUCUACGGUAACUUCAGUGCCCUGUUGGCUCGGGGCUGCAUGCCAAGGAGGGAAUGUGGCCAGGUGGAUAAAGUCAGAGUCAAAGGAGUCAUCUACACCAUGCACAGGACUUGCUGUGAUUCGCCUCACUGCAACAUCUGUACGGGCAUCACAGUCACAUCUGCUCUACUGUUCAUCACCGUAGCAGUGACGGUGGGGAUCAUGUGA
Sphaeramia orbicularis (orbiculate cardinalfish) is the source of this 375-nucleotide messenger RNA. RefSeq names its product bouncer (gene bncr). The transcript has a single exon. Lineage: Eukaryota; Metazoa; Chordata; Actinopteri; Kurtiformes; Apogonidae. Gene Ontology annotation, cellular component: membrane. Bases 1 to 375 code for a protein of 124 amino acids. Gene Ontology annotation, biological process: sperm-egg recognition. The record is from RefSeq and is a predicted model, not a curated record.